AUGUCGAGUGGCUUUGGUGGUCGGAGGACGUUGCCGAUGGAGGAUGGCGAGGACGCGCCACGCGCCGACCUGCUGCCCUGUCACCCUCGCUCGGACAGGAGGUCCGACAGCUCGGCCAGCCUCGACCACCUUGUCGCGCUUCCUUCGCACGCGCCGCCCGGGCAUGUCGUUGUCGACGUCCGGACAACGGCCAACGCCGAGGGGAAUGAGGAGGACGACGGCGGCGGCGGUACGCUUGACUUCGUCGGCGGCACGGCCGUCCGUUUCGUGCUUGCGUUCCACGACCUGACGUACAACGUCGGGCGGCCGAGGAGGGUGGUGUUUCGCCGGCGGAGCACUCACGUCGAGACCGACGCGACUACCACGCGCGGGGGCGGAGCGAGGGCGAGGGCGCUGCUCGACGGCGUCUCCGGGGAGGCGCGGGAGGGGGAGAUCAUGGCCGUACUCGGGGCGAGCGGCGCCGGCAAGACCACGCUGAUCGACGCGCUCGCCGACCGGAUCCGGCGCGACAGCCUCCGCGGCGCCGUCACGCUCAACGGGGAGGCCCUCGGCGGCCGCCUGCUCAAGGUCAUCUCGGCGUACGUCAUGCAGGACGACCUCCUGUACCCGAUGCUCACCGUCGCCGAGACGCUCAUGUACUCGGCGGAGUUCCGGCUCCCGCGGUCGCUCUCCACGUCCAAGAAGGCGAGCCGGGUGCAGGCGCUCAUCGACCAGCUCGGCCUGCGCGCCGCGGCGAACACCAUCAUCGGCGACGAGGGACGCCGCGGCGUGUCCGGCGGCGAGCGGCGGCGCGUGUCCAUCGGCAUCGACAUCAUCCACGACCCCAUCAUCCUGUUCCUCGACGAGCCCACGUCCGGGCUCGACUCCACCAGCGCCUUCAUGGUGGUGAAGGUGCUGCAGGGCAUCGCGCAGAGCGGCAGCGUUGUGAUCAUGUCGAUCCACCAACCGAGCUACCGCAUCAUCGGCCUCCUCGACCGUCUCCUGUUCCUCUCCCGCGGGCGUACGGUGUACUACGGCCCACCGGCCGGCUUGCCGCUCUUCUUCUCGGACUUCGGCCACCCGAUCCCCGACGGCCAGAACCCUGCCGAGUUCGCGCUCGACCACGUCCGCCAGCUCGAGAGCUCCCCAAAAGGAGCCGACGAGCUCGUGGAGUUCAGCAACUCGUGGCAAAAGAAGCCGGUGGCCCGUGCCGUCUCGGCGGCAGCAAGAACCGGCCACCAUGAUAAGCCGUCACUGCCGCUUAAGGAGGCCAUCAGAAUGAGCAUUGCCCGCGGCAAGCUGGUGUCAGGCACCAGCGACAGCGGCACGGCGGCGGCGUCGACGGCGGAAGUGGCGACGUACGCGAACCCGUGGUGGGUGGAGGUGUGGGUGCUGGCUCGGCGGGCGUUCACCAACACGCGGCGCACGCCGGAGCUGUUCCUGAUCAGGCUGGGCACGGUGGUGGUGACGGCGUUCAUCCUGGCCACCGUGUUCUGGCGGCUGGACAGCACCCCCAAGGGCGUGAACGAGCGGUUCGGCUUCUUCGCCAUCGCCAUAUCCACCAUGUUCUACACCAGCGCCGACGCGCUCCCUGUGUUCCUCAUCGAACGCUACAUCUACCUCCGCGAGACGGCGCACAACGCGUACCGCCGCUCCUCCUACGUGCUCUCCAACGCCAUCGUCUCGUUCCCGCCGCUCGUCGUGCUCUCCCUCGCCUUCGCGCUCAUCACCUUCUUCGCCGUCGGCCUGGCCGGCGGCGCGGGAGGCUUCCUCUUCUUCGUCCUCAUCGUGCUCGCCUCCUUCUGGGCCGGCAGCGGCUUCGUCACCUUCCUCUCCGGCGUGGUCCGCCACGUGAUCAUCGGGUACACCGUGGUGGUGGGGUUGCUGGCCUACUUCCUCCUCCUGAGCGGCUUCUUCGUCACCCGCGACCGCAUCCCGAGCUACUGGACAUGGCUCCACUACCUGUCGCUGAUCAAGUACCCGUACGAGGCGGUGAUGCAGAACGAGUUCGGCGGCGAGCCGGGGAGGUGCUUCAUGCGCGGGGUGCAGAUGUUCGACGGGACGCCGAUCGGGGCGCUGCCGGCGGAGACGAAGGUAAGCGUGCUGAACGCGAUGAGCAGGUCCAUGGGGGUCGACUUCAACAGCAGCUCGUGCAUCACGACGGGGCCGGACAUACUGGCGAGGCAGGCGGUGGCGGAGCUCGGCAAGUGGAGCUGCCUCUGGGUCACCGUCGCGUGGGGCUUCCUCUUCCGCGCGCUCUUCUACCUCACGCUCGUGGUGGGGAGCAGGAACAGGCGGAGGUGA
Messenger RNA from Oryza brachyantha (malo sina), 2283 nucleotides. Its product is annotated as ABC transporter G family member 5-like. Gene Ontology annotation, cellular component: membrane. The record is from RefSeq and is a predicted model, not a curated record. Gene Ontology annotation, molecular function: ABC-type transporter activity; ATP binding; ATP hydrolysis activity. NCBI's taxonomy places the organism in Eukaryota, Viridiplantae, Streptophyta, Magnoliopsida, Poales, Poaceae. The transcript has a single exon. Bases 1 to 2283 code for a protein of 760 amino acids.